Messenger RNA from Colletotrichum higginsianum IMI 349063, 2328 nucleotides. RefSeq names its product Nacht domain protein. The record is from RefSeq and is a predicted model, not a curated record. Lineage: Eukaryota; Fungi; Ascomycota; Sordariomycetes; Glomerellales; Glomerellaceae. The transcript has 4 exons. Bases 1 to 2328 code for a protein of 775 amino acids.
AUGCAUGGAAUCCACCCUUUGAAAACCAACGUCGUGUUCCGGACGCCUUCUUGGAAUCGCGGCGAUGGGAGCCCGACGAGUGCAUCUAGUCCGAUCAUUCGCUGGAAUUCGCGCAACGAGGUCUUCAGACGGUUUUCAGACGAUGCGACGGAGGACGAUGUCCAAGUCACCGGAACAACAUUCACGAAAGCCGAGACGGCUUACAAGAAGGCUGUGAAGUCCUUAGAAUCCCAUCUCAACAAGGAAGAUGUGGCCACCGUCAUAUCCAAGGGCAAGAACGGCAAGGAAAUCGAUGCCAAGGAAGAGCUACAUCAGGUCGUUCGGACGAUCCAGAAGACCAAGGAAACAGAGCUAGACGAGGGAAAGACGAAGAAGCUCAUCAAGUGCUUAGACCAUUACCAGGGCGUUUUCGAUAUUUUAUCGCAGGCAGAGUUCUCGGGCUUGCCGCUGAUCUGGGGUGGUCUGAAAUUCAUACUCCUAGUGACGAAGAACAGCAACGAAGUCCUCCCCAAGGUAGUCGAUGUGAUGAUUGAUAUUGGCCGGAAUCUUGAGAGGAUACGAGGAUAUGCGGCCUUAUACCCAACUCCACGGAUGCUAGAGUUCACGAGCGAACUCUACGCUGCCAUUGUGGAGUUCCUCGAGAAGGUUAUCAAGGAUGCGAAGAACGCAGAGAAAAAUAUUCUCAGUGAGAGAUUCCAGGCCGGGCAUGGUUGGCAGACCGCUAACGAGUGUGCAGAGCGCACGAUGGCGGCUUUCCUCCAACCUUUCGAGGUUCGGUACGGCGACCUACUUUCCAAGAUGAAGAACACCCUCAUGCACAUCCGCGAGGACGCAGAGCUGUGCCUACACGUACGGCAGGCCUUGACGAGCCAUGCGAUAGACAGAUACCGGACGGUGUUGCCGCUGCAACGACAUCAGAUGCAUCAAGCCUUCAAGUCAAUCUCCGAGAACCCGACAGCAGACCUGUUCCAGGCGAUACGGAAGAACCUGUUUAAAAAGUUCGAGGUCGAAGCCGGAUUUCACCAGGAACUGCAAGCCACGUACGAGGUCACAACGUCAAAGGAAUGGAUCGAGUGGUUCCGGAUGGAGCAGAAAUAUGUGCCGUCGGGAUACUCCCACCAGACGAGAGUCAUACAGGCGGAGUGCGAUGCCCCGGAUCCCCAGCACGCGCUGGUCUGGAAGAAACAGCAGCGCAAUUUUGCAUCCCACGUGCCAUCGGCAUAUCUGAUCUGGACGCGCGGGAUGACGGCGCAGUCGGCCAUCGCCUCGCUCGUAGACCAGAUACUGGUCCAAAAGACGGAAGUCAUGGCCGACGCGGGCAUCGAGAUGGACCAGUUCAAGGAGGCCAACAACAGCGUCAAGUCGCUGUGGAACUUCUUCCUCUAUCUGACGACGGUCCUUGGCGGCUGCAUGGUUUACAUUACCAUCGGUUCCGUGGGCGACCACGAGUUCGGCAUCGUGAGGAAGUUUGUCAGCAUGGCCAAGACGUGGAAGGGCCCGCCCAUCAACGUGACGCUGAUCCAUCCGUUCAACGACAAUUUUGCGCGGACGGACGAUGUCGUCAACCUCGAUGACAAGUACGACGUCCACCCUUCGCUCACGACGACGGACGCAAUGCAUCACGUGCUGCUGUUGGAGAUCAACACAACAAGAAAGGUCUCGGACACGAUACAGAACCUCCUAUGGGAGACGGCGUGGCGAGAGGUGCGAUACGCCGUCAUCGGCAUCGCGCUGACGCAGGUAUUUGAGCAGAUACGGUCCGCCGCGACGAGGGCUGCCCAAGGGGCGCCCCGGAGGGAGAAGUCCUUCGGCGAGACCGAUUCCGAGCACUGGGAAGCCGCAGUGGCGAAAUGGAUUUCCAACGAGUCGUGGAUCAACAUCUUGCGGGAGCAGAUUCAACGACACAUCGAUAUAGUCGAUAUUCACCUGCCCCCUGAUAGGAAGGAGCAUCUGGAAAGCAGGUUGGGGCUGUUGGUGCUCGCCGAAGACGGCGAGUUUGGCUCGAAGCUAUCGGAAGCACAACGGGCUUACAUAUGGGCGAACCUUCAAGAAGCGAUCCGGCCCGGCACGGGCGAGAUGUUUUGUAGCAAAGUAGACGAGCUCCUGCGAGCGUUGCUGGAAGACUACCGCGACGCCAACUCAGGAAAGGAGGGAGAGGCGGAGGGAUUGUCUUACCCCCUCGUCAACGCGUAUUUCGGGAAGAGCGGGCGGUGGAGGGACACAUUCUCCGAGGAGCAAAAUUUGGUGGCGGACGGGAUCACGACUGCAAUUGAGGUUGGUUUUCGGGAUUUGAUCCAGGCGCUGGCAUCGCAGGGAGAUUCGGCAUAA